This is a messenger RNA of Neodiprion fabricii, 8693 nucleotides long. RefSeq names its product RNA-binding protein Pasilla (gene pasilla). Gene Ontology annotation, molecular function: mRNA binding. Gene Ontology annotation, cellular component: cytoplasm; nucleus. The record is from RefSeq and is a predicted model, not a curated record. Gene Ontology annotation, biological process: regulation of alternative mRNA splicing, via spliceosome; mRNA splicing, via spliceosome. NCBI's taxonomy places the organism in Eukaryota, Metazoa, Arthropoda, Insecta, Hymenoptera, Diprionidae. The coding region runs from base 257 to 1810 and encodes 517 amino acids. The transcript is spliced from 5 exons.
AGGGAGUCGCGGUCGUGGAGGCGACCAGCUGGUUUAGCGAGGGAGUUCCGAGGGAGCUGGGAUCAGUUGCCAGUGAGACGUGUACAGGUUGUGGCGGCGUUCAAGUGUGGAGUUUCUCAGUGAGUUUGUGAUUGUCCGUCCGUCGGUCGUUCGGUCGGUCGUCGUCGGUCGGUCGGUCGGUCGGUCGGUCGUCGUUGUCGUCGUCGUGUCCUCGUCGUCGCUGUUUGGUUCGUGUGCGCGAAACAACGAAGUAAAGAUGGCCGCUGACUCGGGUAUGGAGACGUGUCCCUCCCCAGAAAUCGCGGAUUCAAGAAAACGACCGCUAGACUGCGACGUGGAAAACGGGUCAACAAAAAGAUCACACUACGGCUCAGGUGGAGAUGGCACAUAUCACCUCAAAGUAUUGGUACCCGGAGUGGCAGCUGGAGCAAUUAUUGGCAAAGGGGGGGAAACCAUCGCCCAGUUACAGAAAGACACAGGAGCACGGGUGAAGAUGUCCAAGUCCCACGACUUUUACCCAGGAACAACGGAAAGAGUUUGCCUGAUAACAGGCAGCGUUGACGCUAUAAUGGCUGUGAUGGAUUUUAUAAUGGAAAAAAUUCGUGAGAAACCAGACCUCACAUCAAAAACCACAGUUGAUUUUGACUCUGGUAAAACGACCGCAGAGAGAGACAAGCAGGUAUUAAAUGUGAAAAUACUUGUGCCAAAUAGUACUGCUGGUAUGAUAAUAGGAAAGGCAGGGAACUAUAUAAAGCAAAUAAAAGAGGAAUCAGGCUCGUAUGUGCAAAUAAGUCAAAAAGCAAAGGACUUAUCGCUACAGGAACGAUGUAUAACUGUUAUCGGAGAGAAAGAGAACAAUCGAAAUGCAUUAAUUAUGAUCCUGGCUAAAGUAGCCGACGAUCCACAGAGCGGAACUUGUCUCAAUGUCAGUUACGCAGACGUUAGCGGUCCUGUUGCCAACUAUAAUCCAACAGGUAGUCCGUACGCCCAGGCGCCUGCAGGGACGCCGACUUACACAUCUACACCUGGUCUGAACACAGUGAGUCUCCUGAACGGUGCUGGUCUGAGUCUGAAUUUGAACUUAGGCGCAGCUAUGACAGCUGGUACAGCUCCAGUCACAGCACAAAUACUUGAGCACAUAAAACUUACCCUGCGAAGUACAGGGUUCUCGGAACCAGCUGCCACUGAGAUUCUGACUGCUAUUGCUACUCUGGCAAAAUACAAUAUUCUUGGAAUGGGUAUUGGUAUGCCGUCGAGUGUGAGUUAUUUGGGAACUCCUAUGGACAGUACAUCGACCACUAAUGGCUCUAAUAAUAACGGAGGAGUAUUUGGUCCAAUUGGAACUGUCCCAGCCCUAGGAUCUUCAUCUCCUACACCUCGUAAUGCAAUUGACAGAUACGAGCCGUUUGAUCCAUUCAGGCAAAACAAUACAGCACCAAACGCGAUCCACCUAAACAACAAUUCUUUCGGCUUAGGGACGAACCAGUUGUCACUUGUAAGUAAGAGUCCUACUCAGGUAGACGCAAGCAACAAGGAGACCAAGAAAGUAGAUAUAGAAAUUGCAGAGGUUAUAGUUGGAGCCAUUUUGGGGCCCGGCGGUCGUGCUCUCAUCGAGAUUCAGCACCUGAGCGGGGCCAACAUUCAAAUAUCAAAGAAGGGAAUGUUCGCACCUGGAACAAGGAAUCGUAUAGUUACCAUCACAGGUUUUCCAAACGCAAUUGGCACCGCUCAGUACCUCAUUGAGCAGCGAAUCAGCGAAGAAGAAGCAAAACGAGCUCGCCAUAAUGCAAUUGCUGGAAUGAUUCAUUGAUUAUAUUUUAUUCACCUUCCUCGUGCAUAAUCAUUAUCAAACUCUGUUCUCUUCAUAAUUUAAAACAAAACUAGGGCAGCUCAUCUUUCCCUAAUUUGAUAUUAUCUUAUUUAGCCACGUACCACCCGUUGUCACCUGUCCUCACUUUCACAUCACCAUACACACGCACGUAUCACCUCGCCUCUUCUCGUUUAUUGACUAAAUAAUCACGGUUCGUUGACAUUUGUCUUAUAUUUAAGAUUCUUACAUUAUAAAUGUUAUAUAAUAUAAUAUAUAAUAUAAUAUAAUAUAAUAUAACUACUACGAUUGUUCUGUGAUACACCACAUUACGGGGCUUUGUCACACAUGAUACACUUACACUACAUCACAGCCAUAUACGUAUAAAAUUAAAGUUGGUAGUGUUGUUAGUAUACUUGGAAAAGGCACACCACUGUCAUUGACAACCACCCUAUUCGACAUUAAUGUUGUUAAAAAUCACCUUCGUGAAUUAUCCAUUGAUUGCAGAAUUAUUACACGAGCAAACCAAAACUUGGGCUGCAUAUUAGUUGCUCAUAUGUAAAUUAUCUCACUUUCUACAUCUUGGAUUCUAUUCAACUUUUGACAGGUUGAGUAAUGUUUAUCUAUGUGACCAUGAAAAAUUGUUAUAACAAUUUUCGAACAAACUUCCCAUCGAAUAGGUGGAAGCAGCGAAUUCUUAUCCUUUACAAAAUUAUUCUGACCAAAAAAAUAAUAAACUAUUCGUUCUAUAGGGGUACUAUCGAUGAAAUUUUUCUGCUUUAUUUACGUGUAAAUAGAAAGUAAACUUAAAUAAUUGUAAAAUCAAGUAGACGACUUUGUGUGAUAAUUUCUUAAGAAAUGACUAGCAACUUAUGUUUUGGUAUGAUCAUUUUUCGUUCUGACAAUGAGGUAUAUUAAUUGUUAAUCGACUCACAAUCAGCUGCUCUCUCAAGUUCUGUCCUACACGUACAUUCACAGUUUGGUUCAAGAACGGUUGUAAAAGAAGCUGAUAAGUAUUGGACAGAUUACUUGACCGCUGAAUCAUCUGUGGCAAAAAUAACCAUUUUAGAACGGCCGGAUAUCCUAUAAUACAAAUGCUUUGAAACAUUGGUAAAAGUAAAAGAUUUUUUUUUACGAUGUUUCAAAAAAUCUUUUGGCAUCAAUUUAAUUUCAUUGUAAGCAUGAAAUGCAAAUAGUAUGUUGCAUUACAUUUCAAACGAUAAAUCAAAUUGCUUUUAUAUAUUUAAAAAAUAUUCUACUCUGUAUCAAUUUUGGUUUACCUACUUCCUCUACUCUUGAAUCUUGCAACUAAAUCGAAUCUACAUCUUGAACUUUCAUAUUAACGCGAGAGUCAAUCUUCAUUAGCAUUGAAUGCUUCUUUCUUGAAAGCGUUUUGUUCCAAGCAUGAGCAGAAUAAUAAAUUACCAACUUGCCUAAUUUUAUAUAGAUGUGAUAUAAUUUCUAUAACGGAGCUGAAAGAAUAAAUAUUAUUGGACAGGUAAAAAAUAUUAAAUGAGUCAGGAUCCAUUUUUUUUUUUUUUUUUUUUCCUAGCAUCAAUGUUACGAAAGGGUGACAUUAAUUAGGUGGCAAAAGAACAUUUUGUAAAUUAAGACAAGGUAAUAAACUAAAAAAUGCUGUCUUAGUGCCGCCGCUUCAACCAUUUACAUUUCUGCUACAGAUACAUAAAAUAAGUACAAUUGUUAGCUGAAAGCGCUAGCUCACUGCACUUUAAUUAUGGUAAUUACCUGUAUAUUUAUACAUAUUGCAUAAAGUAAUUAAUAAUAGCAUAUAUAUGCUUAUAUAUAUUAAGCUGUUUCGGAAAAAAUAAUUUAUUUUCCAAAGUAGCACCCCCUAAAAAGUUUGCUUUGGAUAAAAAGAAGAAUCCGGAAAAAGAUGAGUGUUCUAUGUUAAAUCGUCUUCAUUUGACUUUUCACAUUUUUCUUGCGUGUAUUUUUAAUUUCUGGUAUAAUAUGUUGUAGCACUUCAAUCAUUAUUUCUUUCCUGACAUUUAUAUUCAAACUAAACAUCACGAUCCAUAAUGUAACAAUAUAUCGAAUGGGAAUCUUAUUUUCCUAAAUUAGAAGUUCAUGAUAAAUUAUCACUAUUUUAUGAAAUUGAAUUAAUAAUAAAAAAAAUUGUCAAAUCGAGACUUAAUAUUACAUGUGUGGGUCUCCUUAACGACAUAAAUUUAUAUUUUGAUUGAUGUAAGAAACUUUUUUUUUUCACUAUUCUUGAUAAAUUUAAAAAAAUUCAAGAAAGUGGAAUAUCAAAUAAGGACAAUCUUCCACGUAACGUAGAACGCUCCUCUUUUCCGAAAAUCUUUCUUUUAACUAAACAAUAUUUUCGGUGAGUGCUACGUUGGAAAAUCCCAUAUUUAUUUUCGGAAGCACCCUAAUAUACAUAUAUUAUACAUAUAUGUAACAAAAAACGAGAGAAAGAGAUCGCGAGUGAGAGAAAAAUAAUAUUAUAAACAUGGAUAUAUAUGUAUAAAUAAAUGUGUACUAACAUGUAUAUAUUUAUACAUACAUAUCAUAUAUAUAUGUCAAGAGGUUGAUUUAGAUUAUUACGAAAAGAGAAUUCAUAUAUAAAAUCUAAAUAAAAUUUAAAUAGAUACUUAGAUAUAUGUAUAUAUACGCAUGCACGUAUGCGCGUAUAAAGAAAAAGAGAGAAAUAUGUGUUUACAUGUAUACAUAUACACGCAUAUUAUAUGUAAUAUAUAUAUAUAUGAGAUAUAAUAUAUACCGAAGCUAUGAAAAUGAUAUUAUAAAUAUUGUAGGAAAAAUAUUUUGCGUUCGUGAAAAAAUGAAAAAAACUUAUAAUUUUGGCCAUAAAUUAUGGUACAUUUAAUUAUCGAUGGUUAAAUUUCUACUAUGUAUUUUCCAGUACACAGUUACAAAGAAAGAAUUAAAAAUGAUUAGGUUUUAGUUAGGUUGAUUAUGAAACAAAAUAUAGCAUUAUACUUAUAAAUCUAAAUUAUGGCAGGUGAGCGCAUUGUUAAUUGCAUUUGCAUAUGCCCGCCGAACCGACCGAAGCAUAAUAAUAAUUUUCCAUGCAGUAAUUGUUCACAAAUAACCUAUCAUCAGAAUCUGUCAUGAAAACCAUUACCCUAGAUUUAUACUAGCUACUUACUACACUUAGCGGCAUUGUCAUGCAUCACCAUAAUCCCUUGACUAGCAGUAGAGCUGUUGUUGAGUGCCUGGCUGCUGGCAAACAUAUUGAUUCUGUCAUUCAUGUAACAUCAUAUUUUAUACACAAUCUGCUUGUGAUAAAGUUAUGAAAUAAUUCACUUUAUUCGAUCAGUCUCACCCAUGGAGAUGUAAAUAUGACAUUCGUUUCGAGAUAAAACUAUAAGCUGAAAUGACAAUUGUUUGAAAUUAUUGGACGCAAAUGAUGGUUGAAGAACAAAAUACGUGUGUUAGCAGUCUGCAACCUCCAGUAGCGCUGUGUUAUUCUCUUGUUUAAAUCUUUGUUUUGUACAGUUGAAGAUGAUAUAAUUCACUAACGAAAUGAGCAUAUUUUGUACGUGUAUGGAAUGUGCUAUAAAUAUAUUCAUUUGAAAAAUAUAUAAUCAUAUAUACAGCUAAGGUAAACAAUUACACACAGGUUAUAGAUGUAGUUGCAUAGAAUUAUAGUCUCUUUAAUCUCGUAUUGAAUGAUCAUCGCAGGUUCGACGAGUUAGUCAAUAAAUAAAUAAAAAAUGAAAUAUCUAUUAAAUGGGUAAAUAAAUAACAAAUGAUAUAUCUAUUAAAUGGUUAAAUAAAUAACUAUCAUUCUCUGGCACGUGACGAUAUAGUGUAGCAAUCAAGGAACCAUAGAAAUUGCAUUACAUCGAUUCGCUGGAAGUUCAACAUAAGUAGAAUCGUGUUAACGAUUACUAAAAAUAACAUUUUGCCACUAUACGUGGUAUAUGUGUUAAAUUAAUUGGCUGUGUGUACUAAACCACAUCAUGAUUCACAUUUAAUCAUUCAUCAUUCGACACAUAUGCUGUAUGACCAUGUAUGAGUGGUAUAAGGUUAUGAAUUCCGGUCAAUUUUCUCGUUCUCUUGAGAGCCAUCAACUGCUCUACAUAUUUAUGUAGUAGUAGUAGUAGUAGUAGUUUCUCAGCUACUUAAUCAGACGAUACCAUAUGGAACAUGGAAAAAAAAUUGAUCAAUGUUGGCUUCGCAUAAUUCAAGUAACGUAAAUAUUUCUGGAUUUCAGAACAUUGAAACUGGAGUUUGGUAUCUAAUGUCAAAAGUGCACAGUUAUAUCGGGACCUUUCCUCUAAGUACACUGAUAAAAAGAAUAUCUACACUACACUAAGGUGCAAUUGCAGAUAUUUUUUCAUUGGCUAUGAAUAUUCUCAGGGCCACUUAGCUUUCAUGCCUUAAAAAUGACAUCUACAUUAUCUAUUUGGUUUAGGUGCGGCCUUCAGGGUCACUGUUGAAAUCAAGACAACAUUAGGAAAUUUACAAGUAGUUAUCAUUUUCAAUACCAAACUGUUUUCGUUGGACCAUCACAUUGGCCAUCAAUGUUUCCUGCUUCAAAUUUAUUUCACAUAUUGUGUCACGCUAUGAAACUCAUCUCUGUGCCUGAACCGAACUGAUGAAUCUACCAUCCUAUCACUACAAUUUCUGUUGUUUCAAACAUGCGAAGCCAACACUAUUCUUUAAAAAAUUACGUGACUUGAAAUUAUUUCCCCCUUGAGUGUGAUAAUGUCUUGCAUGUUUCAAUCAUUGCCACUGAAUUCAGCAGCUGUGGAAAAUUAUGAGACGGACUUUACGUAUUCACCUAGUUAUGGUUAAAAUCGGUUUCUCGUUCACAGCCUCCUUCGCAAGAAAUACACAAUUGACCACACUGUUUGAACAUAUACUUCAUAUAUGCACGGACAUAUUUUUAUGACUUAACCAUCCCGCUAUUGUAGCUGUUUUUUGCGUUCAUUACACUUUUACGUCGGAUUGUUUUCCCAAUUGGAGCUCGUAUUUCCAACACAAUACCUUUGCCAUUAGCUACAGAUAACAAGUCGAAUAAUGAAAAGCAAAUUGGAAAAUGAACUUUUGAAUAGUCAAAUUGUUAUUUGCUGCCUUAUUAUGACUGUGGUGUGAGCAGCAAUUUAAUACCAAAUCUGCAGUUGCAUUAGAGGGUGGAAAAUUUAUCGAACGUAAUCUGUGUUAAAUAUCAUUUAAAACAAAGUUGAACGAUUUUUUAAUUCCUUAUUCAGAAAAUCUGCCUUAAAUCGGAGGUUUGACAUUCUGACAUACACGUGCAAAGUCCCAUAGGAUCAAAAAAAGAGAAAAGGAAAACAAAUAGAAAAAGAAAUUACAAAAAUUAUAAUAUGUAUAUUAUUAUAUAUAGAAGAGAUCACAGAGGACUAUAUUAUUAUAUUGAAUUCCAUUGAUUGACAAUAGAACAGAUGAAAUUGUUAUAUGUGGUAAUGAAAAGGAUAAGCUCGUUGAAAAUCAACGUAAAGUUAAGUAUAAAUUGCACUCAUGCAAACUCGUAAAAAUACUUUAUUAGACGCAAGAGUCGUUGUUACAUUGUUGUACGUUACCCAGGCGCGUAUAUUUAUAAAAUAUAUAUAUUAUUAAUUAAAAUGUAAGAGUACAUCAAUCGCAUCCUAACUAUAAGAAGAUAGUAAAAUGCAAACCAUUAGAACAUUAUUGUAUUGAUGAAUUCAUUAUGAAAUCAUUCAUAUUAAUGGUACAUACGUUUGGAAUGUUUGGAAGGGUUUAACAAAAAUGUACGUAAUGUUAUUAAUUCUUCGGAAGUGGGAGAUAGGUUUAGAUUGUUAAUGUGGUAUAGUGUAUCAGGCAAACGGAAGCGUAUGUAAAGAAUAAAUUAAAAAUUAGAAAAGAAAUUAUAAUAACAGAAAACAUUGGUCGAGAUUGUUAUUAUUACGGUAGAAAUAGCGAAUAGCAGCUCGGGGACAAAGAAAAAUAUUGAGUACCUUGUUGAGUAUAAGUAGUCUAUCGCUCAGUCACACAUACCAAUCGCUCACACAGAAAGGAAAACACAAACACAUAUUUAAUAAUAAUAUUCGCACAUUUUUACACACUUAGGCAGGUUUAAUGAAAUAUCCAACUGUCGUCUUAAUGUUAUACUAUGUCUCUGUUUAUAUUUCCAUUGCGCACUGUUGAACGAAACUUUUCCAAAUAAUUUUUGUGGCAUUGUUACGUGUUAUUUCUGGUUUAAAAUCACCAUUAUUUAGCACUCUAUUAUCAAACAUAGAAAUGUGAUUGCAAUACCGAUUAACUGGCUGCACAGGUGAAGCCAGGGAAAUAUUCGUCACAGAUACAGUACUAUUAAAUAUUGUACCUUACAUUCCUUUUGGCUAUAAUGUAAUUUAAGAAACCGAUCUUGUGCAUGUUCUCGUACCAAUUAUUUGAGUUACGAACGAUGCUUCGUAUCAUAUGUUUGUUCUACCACCUCCACAUUAGAAUAUAAUACACAUAUUCUCACGACAAAAGUAUUCAUGAAAAUUUUGAAGAAUGAUGUGGGCUAUCAUUUCUGCUACAUUAUUGCAUAUAUACAUACAUAUGAAGUUUGAUUUCUAUUUUUCCAUAUAGGAGAGCUAUAUUUGAUUUUUCAUUUAAAUGUCACAUUUACAAUCAGUUUGAAUUGCAUAACAUAUGUAUAUAUAUGUAGUGAGCUUGGGAAAGGUUGGAAAAAAUCUGACAUCGCUAUUGGUCGUACCUUGUCAAAAGAUAUUUUAUAGUAAAGAAUGAGAGGUCGAACUAUAAAUUACAACCCAACAGUUGUGGCAGCUUUUUUGGAACUUCGUUUUUGUUAAGUUUUGUUUCAUUUCACCACAUUUUGAUAUGAAUCAUGCAGUGCAUUGUAAAGUUAUAACGACACUUUCUAGUAACACCCAUUAAUCAAACGCAUAAAUUCUCACUUUCAAACAAA